UUGCACCCUUAUUAUUUUGUCUUUUUAACAAAUUUUUUUUUUUUUUUUACAGAAAUUCAUGUACCAGUAUCUACUGUAUUGACAUAAUGAAGAGAAAACGACAAUUGAGUUUAAAAUCAACAAAUGAAUCUCGUGAAGGACAUUCUACCAGAUUCUUCUACGGUAACUCACAGUCACAAAAAUCUGACGAAAAUUUGACAUUUUCUUCAUCGUCAUCAACUCCAAAGACUGAGCAGGCUGAACCUCGAAAAGCUGAGAAGAAAACUUUUCGCUCGAGUGGAAUGUUCAGAUUAAAAUCACCAACUAGAUCUCGCGAAGAAAUGUCUACCAGUUUAAUUGAAAAGACUGAAAAUGUGAAAUCUGGAAUUCCGGAGAAACAAUCUUUUACUUCCAGUGAAAGAUUGAGUUUAAAAUCACCAACUAGAUCUCGCGAAGAAAUGUCUAUCAGUUCAAUUGGAAAGACUGAAAAGCAAAUUUUAUCUUCGAGUAAAGGACCGGAAAAAAAAUUUCAUUUCAUAGUCAAAGAUUAAUUUUGAAAUGUAAGUUUUUAAUAAUUAACCAAGGAAAAAAUGAUUCGUACGAUGAAUCAUUUUCACCUGGGUACAUUUUAAAAAUAUUUUAUUAAAAUAACAAUUUAAAAAUUUUAAUUUAUUUAAUUCCUUUUUUUCUUUUUCAGCACCAAGUGAUUCUCCUGAAAAGCUGUCACCGUGUUCAGUUUACCGUGUACCAACAGAAACAUCAUCAUCAUCAUCGUCAUCAACUGGACUCGAUUUAAAAAUCACUUCUUCAACAGUAAAAAAAUCGAAAAAUCAAGAAGCUAGUGGUGCUGGCCCCUUUUCAAAACGAAAGAAAUACAGUGUCGAGAAAUCUGCAAUUGGUGUUUCUUCAAACAGAAAAAGAACGUCAAUUACUUUGGAUAAUGAAAAUAUUGAUAAACCGUUGCAUCAUAAAGUGAGAAGAAGAUUGGAAUUAAUGAGAACAGAAAAGCAUACGGUAAAAGUUUGUUUGGGAAAAUUAUGUAAAUCAGCAAACAUAAAAAAUCGAAUUGAAGAAGAUGCAAAGGUUGUUUCACCAAUGAUGUAUGAGGCAACAACAAUGGCAUUAUUCGGCCUGUAUGAAGAAACGAAUGUUGAAAAUGU
Leptopilina heterotoma is the source of this 1139-nucleotide messenger RNA. RefSeq lists its product as uncharacterized. The transcript is spliced from 4 exons. The record is from RefSeq and is a predicted model, not a curated record. The coding region runs from base 87 to 530 and encodes 147 amino acids. Lineage: Eukaryota; Metazoa; Arthropoda; Insecta; Hymenoptera; Figitidae.